Molecule: messenger RNA, 2467 nt
Organism: Chanos chanos (milkfish)
Lineage: Eukaryota; Metazoa; Chordata; Actinopteri; Gonorynchiformes; Chanidae
Gene: ap4b1
Product: adaptor related protein complex 4 subunit beta 1
Exons: 12
Coding region: 74-2308 (744 amino acids)
Biological process (GO): intracellular protein transport; vesicle-mediated transport
Cellular component (GO): membrane coat; clathrin adaptor complex
Molecular function (GO): clathrin binding
Source: RefSeq, a predicted model, not a curated record
CCUGCAAAUUCGUUUAUUUAGCUAUGUUGAACACAAAUUAUAUUUUUAUGAAAAGGGAUGCGUGACAGACACAAUGCCAUACUUUGGCUCAGAUGAAACAGUGAAGGAGCUGAAGAGGGCUCUAUCCAAUCCCAAUGUCCAGUCAGACCGGCUCCGUUACAGAAACUAUGUUCUCCGGGUCAUCAGGUCCAUGACCCAGGGGCUGGAUGUUUCCUCCCUGUUUAUGGAUAUGGUGAAAGCCAGUGCCACUGUGGACAUUGUUCAGAAGAAGCUGGUCUAUCUGUACAUGUGCAACUAUGCCAGCCACAAGCCCGACCUGGCACUGCUGGCCAUAAACACACUGCGCAAAGACUGUGCCGACCCAAAUCCCAUGAUCCGCGGCCUCGCCCUGAGGAACAUGUGCAACUUCAGGAUGCCUGGAAUCACAGAGUACAUUCAGCAACCCAUCCUCACAGGCCUCAGAGACAAAGCCUCUUAUGUGAGGAGAGUGGCUGUGCUUGGCUGUGCUAAAAUGCAUGGUCUACAGCCUGGUACAGAGAUAGAUGCUUCUGUGGUGAACGAGCUGUAUGCUCUUCUGAGAGAUCCUGACCCUGUGGUUAUGGUGAACUGUCUCCGAGCUCUGGAGGAGAUUCUGAAGGAUGAAGGUGGUGUAGUCAUCAAUAAACCCAUCGCCCACCACCUUCUCAACAGGCUGAAGGAUGUGGAUAGUUGGGCUCAAUGUGAGGUCCUGACUUUCCUGCUGCGCUACCAUCCUCGUAGUGACAACGAGCUCUUUGACAUUCUCAGCCUAUUGGACGACUUUCUGCACAGCAGCCAUGCCCAUGUCACAGCUGCUACUCUCCGCCUCUUCCUCCAGUUAGCCGCCGCCCUCCCAGCAGUGCAAGCAGACGCGGUGCUCAGGGUACGGGGCCCUUUACUGGCCACAUGUGGUGCUCAGUCUCGCGAGCUAAGGUUUGCCGGCCUCUGUCACGUCCAGCAAAUCCUACGCAGCCAGCCAGAACAGUACGGUGCCCACUACAAACGCUUUUUCUGUGGCUACUCUGAACCCAGCUACAUCAAGUUCCGAAAGAUGGAAAUUCUGGUGGAGCUUGUGAACGAUGAGAAUGUGGCUUUGGUUCUGGAGGAACUGCGUAGUUACUGUACCGAUGUGUCUCCAGAACUAGCCCAGGCAGCUAUCACUGCUAUAGGUCGUAUAGGUCGGACAUACAGUGAACCUUGCCUAGACAUCCUUACAGGACUGCUGGCUCUUAAACAGGAACAUAUCACCUCUGCUGUGGUUCAGACAUUUAGAGACCUGGUCUGGCUGUGCCCACAGAACGUGCCUGCCGUGUGCCAUGCUCUAGAUGGCUCUGAGGAGACCAUACAGGACUCUGAGGGGAAACAGGCUCUCUUAUGGCUGCUGGGAGUGCAUGGUGCUGAGAUCAGUAGCGCCCCCUAUGUUUUGGAGAUCUACAUUGAUGGUCUGAAGGCUGAAUUAUCCCCCACUGUCAAACUGGAACUGCUGACGGCCACAGUGCGUUUGUUCCUUUCCCGCCCAGCAGAGACUCAGGAUAUGCUUGGACGCUUGUUACAUUACUGCAUAGCGGAGGAGAGCAAUAUGUGUGUGCGUGACCGUGCCCUCCUCUACUACCGCCUGCUGCAGUGUGGGGUUCAGGAGACGAAGAAGGUUCUGGCCGGACCUAAAUCGGACCCCUCCAUGGCUGUCCUCACGGGUCGACUCCAGGAACCCAUCGGCCAAUGGGCUUCGAUUUUCAACACCCUGGAGCCACUGUGUGGGGCAGAAUCCUGGCAGGUGACUGCAAGUGGGCCAGAAUCGGACAUCCUUGCCCAAAGAACUGAGGGAGAUGCGAUCCCGGUCCAUAGAACCGAGGAGGAUGUAUUAGCAGGGACAGCAGAGGAAGGACUGUCUGGCGUGUCACACACAGAUGAGGAGCUUAUGCUCUCUGCAGGUCCCCAUCUAUCCCAUGAGGCCUUUGAGCGGCUGUGGUUGGAGCUGGGCGUGUCCCACUGUGAGGCGCUGGGGUUCCCACGUCCCCAUUCUGCUCCCGAAACCCUCCAGGCAGCCCUGCAGCUUGUCAAAAUUCAGACUUUGGCCUUCAGUCGCGGGGAAACAUUGCCCUGGAAGGCCUAUGUGUACACACACAGCUGCGGGACUCUCAUACUGGCUGAGUUGUUACAGAAAGACUCAGAGGACUCUGAAGGCAGUUUGGUGGUAUCAGUCAAACAGCAAUCAGAAAGAGAGCAGGCUGUCCAAGGGUUUCUGACAGUGCUGAGGAGGGCGCUUCACAGUCUGAGCAUGGAAAACUGACUAAUGUCAAUUUAAUAUGUGACAUCAUAUUUAUCUUUGUGUUUCCUCAGUAUCGGAGAGGUAAAAUCCAACAAAGCCAUCUCUCUCUCUCCCUCCCUCUCUUACACUCCCUGUAGCACAGGCUACAACAGAACUGCUCAACUGUGAGUUAAUAGAGGA